Morone saxatilis (striped sea-bass) is the source of this 1006-nucleotide messenger RNA. RefSeq names its product vacuolar protein sorting-associated protein 13D-like. NCBI's taxonomy places the organism in Eukaryota, Metazoa, Chordata, Actinopteri, Moronidae. Bases 515 to 991 code for a protein of 158 amino acids. Gene Ontology annotation, cellular component: extrinsic component of membrane. The transcript is spliced from 3 exons. The record is from RefSeq and is a predicted model, not a curated record. Gene Ontology annotation, biological process: protein targeting to vacuole; mitochondrion organization; protein retention in Golgi apparatus.
AGUGACUGUAGACUAAUCUCUUGUGUUACGACACUAGAAUUGCCUUAUCUGUAGAACACAGAGAUGAUCUUGCAGAAACUUUGUGAAUGUGUAUUUCCACUGUUGUGUCCACACUUGAGUGCCGUGCAUAAUGUGCUACAAGCGCAUCAAAGCAGUUGCUGAUCAAAGACGCCAUAGUUUUGGAGUUUCAGUUGAGUUUUUAUUGCUCAUUUGCCUGAUUGGACAGCUGCAUGAGGCAUUCCAUGUGCCCAAACUCAGAGUUUACUUGCCCCAAGCAUUAAUGUUAAGCUCUGCCCCAAAUCCUCAACUGUAAAUUCUGUAUAAUUUUAACUAUAUAUUUGCAUUCCCAUCACCUAUGAGUUGUUAGAUUGACAGAUAUCACAUACAGGUGUGUCGUGAUGUGGUAGACUGUCCAGCUUGCGUCAGAUCAGUACUUUGCAGUGUUUCUUGUCUGUAGGAGCUGAUCAGCCAGGCAGCCCAGAUUCUGGGUUCUGUGGACUUUCUGGGAAACCCCAUGGGCCUCCUCAACGACGUCAGUGAGGGCGUGUCUGAGCUAAUCAAGUACGGCAACGUGGGCGGCCUCAUACGCAAUGUGACCCAUGGUGUGUCCAACUCUGCUGCCAAGUUUGCAGGGACUUUAUCAGACGGACUGGGGAAGACCAUGGACAACCGGCACCAGAGUGAGCGAGAGUACAUCAGAUACCACGGAGCCACCAGUGGAGAGCACCUGGUAGCAGGGAUCCAUGGACUGGCUCAUGGUAUCAUUGGAGGCAUGACGAGCAUCAUCACUUCCACAGUGGAGGGGGUAAAGACGGAGGGUGGAGUCAGCGGCUUCUUCUCAGGCCUGGGUAAAGGUCUGGUCGGCACUGUGACCAAGCCGGUGGCUGGAGCUCUGGACUUUGCCUCAGAGACAGCACAGACAGUCCGAGACAUGGCUAGUCUCAGUAACCACAGGUGGGUUGAGUGUAUUACUUGUAUUUUGAAAAAAUAACUCCACCUUAGUAAA